Messenger RNA from Podospora bellae-mahoneyi, 447 nucleotides. RefSeq lists its product as uncharacterized. The coding region runs from base 1 to 447 and encodes 148 amino acids. Gene Ontology annotation, cellular component: cytosol. Gene Ontology annotation, biological process: dGTP catabolic process. Gene Ontology annotation, molecular function: 8-oxo-7,8-dihydrodeoxyguanosine triphosphate pyrophosphatase activity. Lineage: Eukaryota; Fungi; Ascomycota; Sordariomycetes; Sordariales; Podosporaceae. The record is from RefSeq and is a predicted model, not a curated record. The transcript is spliced from 4 exons.
AUGGCUACUCCAGUUGUUCGUGUGGGUGUCGCAACCAACAAGUUGAUCUUUGGGACAAGAAAGGCCUCUCACGGAAAUGGAACGAUACAAUUUUCGGGCGGUCAUCUGGAGGUAGGCGAGUCGUGGUUCGCUUGCGCUGAAAGAGAAACGCUAGAGGAGACUGGAUUGCUAGUUAGGGCCAAGAAGUUGCUGGCCACAACCAACGAUGUGUUUGACGAGGAGAAGAAGCAUUACAUCACUUUGUUCAUACUCUGCGAGAGAACCGAUGACCAGGAACCGGCUCCUGAGAAAUGCGCAGGGUGGUUCUGGAAGAGUUGGUCUGACGUCAAGGCGCUGAUAAGUGGGGAUACCAGUGGAAGUGGGAGCGGUCAACAAGGGGAGCAAAAGUUUUUUCUGCCCAUAUUGAAUUUGCUCAGGGAUCAUCCUGAUAUCGAGAGCCUGAUGUAG